Messenger RNA from Drosophila virilis, 1166 nucleotides. RefSeq names its product prespore protein Dp87. Gene Ontology annotation, cellular component: extracellular region. Gene Ontology annotation, molecular function: chitin binding. Lineage: Eukaryota; Metazoa; Arthropoda; Insecta; Diptera; Drosophilidae. The record is from RefSeq and is a predicted model, not a curated record.
GUUUUAUGCUGGGCUUAGGAUUGUGCAAAUAAUAAUGUUUACAGCAGAUAGGCGAAUACAGAUAGGCAGCACAGUAGCUAGCAUAUUUAUGGAUGCGGUAGCAUUGAGAGAUAAAAAAGGGCUUUCGGGUAGUUUCAGCUAUAAAGAUAACGUACGGAGCGGUCCACGGCAUUUAUAAGGCAUGAGUACGGCUUCCAGCUACUUCAAUUAAAAAUCUGAAGAUGUUGCAGCUCCUACGCAUUGGGCUUUUUGCUCUCCUGGCCACGCUACUGGCGCCAGCGGCAAUUGUGGAGGCCACCUGCGGGCUGUGUUACGGCUCGCACACCUGCACCAGCAACACCACCUUUCAGCUGUGCUAUAAUGGCGUCCCAUAUCCGGAGCAUAGCUUCUCCUGUCCGGAGGACAACCCGAUUUGCACGGAAUUUGGCGAUAUUUGCAUGGGUCAGGACUUACUUCCCGCCUGCGGGGAUACAUCCAAGUGUGAACAGUGCAGCAAUGGUGAAAUGUACGCCUGCGCCUCCCGCACCACCUUCGGCAGAUGCGAUGACGGCGUGCUGCUGCCCGAGCGCAGUCCCUGCCCCACAGACUGGUUCUGCAGCGUCUCUGGAGCAGCGAUAGGAGAUCCCUGUGUUUCAAGAUGCGAACCGGACAGCCAAGACACGUGUGAUAAGGUCGAGAACGAGUCGGGCACUACGCCAACACCUGAUCCGAGCACUGAGUCUAGCCCAACUGCAGCCACUACUGGUCAGAGCACCGCUGCUAGCCCAACCACUGACAGCAGUAGCAGCAGCAGCAGCAGUAGCAGCAGCAGCAGCAGCAGUAGCAGUAGCAGCAGUAGCAGUAGCAGCAGCUCCGCGACAACAGCUACACCACAAUUUGAUGCGGAUGAAUACUGUCGCGGCAUUCAGAAAGCCGGUCGCUUUGCCAAACCGAGUGACACAGAAUGCACCAGCUUCAUCAGUUGCUUUUACAGGGGCGGCGUCUGGCAGGCAAACAUAGUCGCUUGUCCGACAGAAAAACCUUACUUCAAUGCGGUCUCCGCUUGCGGCACGGUAAGGCCAACCACUGCGGGUUGCAAUUGACUUAAUUGUAACUCUUAUUUGAUUAUAUAAUUGCUUACAAACGUAUCUUUUAAAUAAACUUUGGCUUGUUCUAUUAGCUAUAAU